UUUAUCUUAACGAAUGAAAGGGGCAAAACUUGUCACCAUUUGUCUACUAAACUGAAGAUAGGGAAAUGAUUGCCAUUAUCGCUGCGGGUCUAUUGGCUCUUCCAGCGCUGCUGGUCCAAGUAGCCACGGCUCUGAUUGUGGCGUUUCUGUCGGUACCAGCCUUGUGCAUUCUCUUGUUCCGCAAGCCCCGUCAUCUACGCCCUAACCUCGGCGACCCGGAUGGCGAUGCUCACGUUAUCAUUACAGGUGGUAGCAGCGGGAUUGGUCUUUCGAUUGCGAGAGAAUGUGUGCGGCGGGGAGUGCGUCGUGUGACGAUACUUGCAAGAACCGUUUCCAAACUAGAAACCGCCAAAAAAGAACUCGAGGAAUUGAAUGCUCAAAGUAAAAAAACCAAACAGAUCAAGGCCGUGUCGGUUGAUGUUACGGAUUACAAAGCACUGGAGAAGACGGCGCUGGAACUGCUGGGGAAAACCCCUAGCCACUCCACUUAUCUUUUUUGCUGUGCGGGAGAAACCGAACCCGCGUAUUUUGAUGACAUCCCACCAGAUGUUUUUGCCCGCAUCACGCAGACGAACCAAUUAGGUUCCAUUUACACCACAAAAGCAUUUCUACCACAUAUGAAAGCAGGAACAAUAUGUUUCUGUAGUAGCAUUUGCGGGCAGAUUGGUAUUUUUGGGUAUUCUGCCUAUUCGCCGACCAAAUUUGCACUCCGUGGAUUUGCCGAGUGUCUGCACGUCGAAUUGUGUAACAGCCCCGUCAACGUCCAGAUCGCCUAUCCACCCGAUACCGAUACGCCGGGAUUUGAAAAGGAAAACGUUGCUAAACCGAAGGAGACUCAGUUGAUUUCAGAGCAAGGCGGCUUGUCGAAACCCGACGAUAUAGCGCGAGUCAUGGUAACGGAGGCUUUUCGUCCUAAUCCCCGCUUCAACGUGUACUUUACCUUUGACGCCUGGAUGCUGAGCUCGUUGACGGCUGGAUUUUCGCCCAUAGCUACUAUGCAAGACGGAGUGAGCCAGGUGGCGGGCAUGGCGCUAUUUCGCUUCGUCAGUUUGUUUUAUUUGCACGAUUGGUGGCGUAUCGUUCGGAAGUUUCAAGAAGAACGUGACGCGGAAAUGAGCAAGACCAAAUAGGUGGACGAUACCAGGUUACAGAACUCUCUUGUUCAGGUAUGUACUGUCCUUCGGCGUCUUCCACCUAUUUUCGACGGUCCUGCUCGAGAGCCGAAGCAAUGUCUUGCCCGUUGGAGCUCAGGUUGUCGGUCAUCAGCUACAGCUACGGUUUGACUAGGUCCAUUCUGCAUAUGUU
Molecule: messenger RNA, 1305 nt
Organism: Phaeodactylum tricornutum CCAP 1055/1
Lineage: Eukaryota; Bacillariophyta; Bacillariophyceae; Surirellales; Neidiaceae
Exons: 1
Coding region: 66-1130 (354 amino acids)
Biological process (GO): sphingolipid biosynthetic process
Cellular component (GO): endoplasmic reticulum membrane
Molecular function (GO): 3-dehydrosphinganine reductase activity
Source: RefSeq, a predicted model, not a curated record